Populus euphratica (Euphrates poplar) is the source of this 1075-nucleotide messenger RNA. RefSeq lists its product as uncharacterized. The transcript has 3 exons. Gene Ontology annotation, molecular function: DNA binding. The record is from RefSeq and is a predicted model, not a curated record. Bases 404 to 1036 code for a protein of 210 amino acids. NCBI's taxonomy places the organism in Eukaryota, Viridiplantae, Streptophyta, Magnoliopsida, Malpighiales, Salicaceae.
UAAAUUACGAGAACUCUUCACGAGAACUCUUAACGAAAACGUAAUCUCAAAGGCGGCGGUCUGUCGACAAUAAAUGCUAGUUUCUUACCAGCAUCUUCCCAAGAUAAAAGCUCGCGUGGGACGCGUUUAAGGUGAAGAUUCUAGCAACUGGCUUUGCCUGUUCCUUUCUUGGCCUCAACAUCUUUUAAGAAGAAAACCACACCAAACCCAGCUGGCCAGCUAGAGCUAGGAGGUUGGCAUGUUGCCUCUUUGUAUCAUCAACUUCUGGGUGGUGAUUCUUACGCGCAGUUUCUUUAUAACGGCAUACCCCUUGUAAGCUCAGCGACAACAGCACAUUACACCACUGCUUUGAAGUGUGCCGUUAUAUAUAUAUGGGUGGAAUCAACUUGAAAAGAGGUAAAACAUGGUUAGACCGAAUGAUCCCUUCUGGGAUUAUGUGGAGAAGAUGACUGGUGGUCUUUUGAAGUGCAUGUUUUGUGAGUAUAUAUUUGCUUCUGCUACUUCAAUUUCGAGGAUCAAAUCGCAUUUCGCUGGAGUCAAAGGGCGUGGCAUUAAUGUUUGUGCUAAAGUGCCUAAAGAGAUCCAAGAAGCAGCCUUCCCAGCUAUUUAUGGCACAAAAAAGAAACGUAAAACCAUGCCAAGUUCAAGCAAUAAUGGGGAGGCUAAUAUGAUUUCAACUUCCUCUCAAGAAGAGAAGAAAGAAUUUGAAACUCUUGCGAGAGAUGUAGAAGAGAUGCUAAUGGAGGUUGAAAGCACCGAUAAAAUAGAGAACAAGAGUGCUGGAGAAUUGGUCCAGCUUGUUAAAAUGGGCAGCUCUCUUGAAGGGAAUAUUGUUGAUGCACAUGAGACUAGUGGAAAUGCAUUUCCAAGAACGGACCUAGUUGGUCAAUCAAUUGAAAAAAAUUGGCGUGAGAUAUAUGGUUUGUCAACGGAGAACGAUGAUUUGAAUUGUGGCAGAGAGAGCAUGGCUGUAGAUUUGAUUCCAGAAGGGGUACACGAGACAAGAGGAGACGGAGCAAGUGGGUCAAGCGUUUGAAAGAAAUACGGAUGAUUUUUGGUGUCUGUUAAAUAAGGA